AUGCCAAGACUUCCCCGCGAUGCAGAAAAGCUGGGGCAAGUUAUGAAGUGUUGCUGUCUAAGAGUGUUGCAGUGGCAGGAAACAAAAGAGGACUGCCUGCCAAGCCGAGGGUUCUUAUGUCGCGGGAAGCCAGUUUGUAGAUGUUUGUGGGUCAUAGUGUUCAAGCGAUCCGUGAGUAGAUCCCGUCGUCAACAGCAGGACUCCAAUCCGGAUCCAGUGCCGGCCACAGUCAAUGCCGUGGCUUUCAGGACCAUCUUUACCAAGAUGGACUUCGUGGAACGCAUUCGCGAUGUGCGCUACAAGGGGAAAUGUCCAAGGAUCCUGUCGGCAGAGGAGACUUUGCUGAUCAAUUCCUUCUACCUGCGGUUCUCUCAGAAGGCCAGGCAGCAUGGCAUCAAAGUGACGUCGCCUGUCUGCUCGCAGUGGACGCAAAAAUACAAACCGGAGGCGCCUCCGGAGAAAAGGUCUUACGAGUGGUACUUCCCCGAGACCGGCGAACGACUGCACCUCGGCUUGCAUGACGCCAAAGAAGAGGAGGAUCUGUGGAUCUUCCUGCGACAACUGACAGGCCUAGAGGACAUGGAGGCCGCGAAGGCGUUUGCUUGGUCGAAUGCUGGUGCCUCCAGCCUUGAGGCUUUCUGCAAGGAAGACGUCCAUUUGCUGACUGGUGCUCUGGUGCGCUGGUCAGAAAAGGCUCGAAUGCAGGGGCUCCUAAGUUCAACGAGGCUGAAGUCGGUUGGCCAGGAUGGCAAGCAACUCGAGUUCUUGCUGUCCAACAACGAGACAUUGUGGCUGAACGUGGACGACAUGUCUCCGAAGGAGGACAUUUGGGUAUUCCUCCUGGAUCUUAGCCGCGUCCCCAUGGAGAGCCUGGUGCCUGCGGAGCCUGCGGAAGAGACAGAUCCGUGGCAGGAUGGCUCUUGGAAGCGCCUGGCAAAGGAGAUGUGGGAGCGGAAGCCGGAGGAGCAAGAGCAACCCAAGAAGGAAGAAGCCAAGCAGAACUGGUGGGAAGACAAGGACUGGCAUGGACAGAAGUAUCGAGAUCGAGACGGCUGGGGUCAAAAUGGCAACCAGCGAUGGGAGAAUCACAGGGACAGGCGCCGCGACUGGUGGCCUCGGAAGGAUUGGCAGCAGUCUGAGCCAACGAGCCAUUCUGCCGGCAGGGGAGACUUCUGGGGCGAUUCUUGA
Molecule: messenger RNA, 1188 nt
Organism: Symbiodinium sp. CCMP2456
Lineage: Eukaryota; Dinophyceae; Suessiales; Symbiodiniaceae
Source: the annotation of a GenBank genome assembly